AUGAAACUCACAGCCCUCUGUCUAGCGGCAUCAGUAUCCUUAGCGAUCGCUGAAGAGUUCACCUUGAGUGCGAGGCCAGUAAGUUCAGAUCAAAGCUUUCAACUGGGGGUCUUUGACUACGAAAUAGAACCACUCAGCGUAUCCCAGGUGAGCCCAGCAAAGGGGGAACUACCAUCAGAUACGGCUUACUGCGUGGAUGCGACUUUUAAUCAGAGCGGUACAACGAUUCCUUGUUUCUCGUACCUAGAGUUACAAUAUCCAUUUCAGUAUAGCCUUAUCGUUGAUUUACAUGAUGAAGAGAUUAGCAAACUCUCUCUUGUGUACAAUUCUGGAGUUGAAGGUAUCGUCCCUACCAUCAGGCGUCCAGUGAAUGGACCAGAAGCGCCUCCAUUCAAGUUGAAGAAGGUUACGAAAACUUAUAAGGACAAGAAGGCUGCAAAGGAUGCUGCUACUGCCCAGUUUAAAGACGAAGAGGACGUUGAUGACAGAUCAUGGAUGCAGAAAAACUGGAAAAUGCUUUUGAUCGGGCUUGUAGUAUACAAUGUUAUUGCAUUUGGUAGCAGGCAGCAGCAAAGACAACAAGCAGAUUGA
This is a messenger RNA of Torulaspora delbrueckii, 591 nucleotides long. RefSeq names its product Emc10p (gene EMC10). The transcript has a single exon. The record is from RefSeq and is a predicted model, not a curated record. Lineage: Eukaryota; Fungi; Ascomycota; Saccharomycetes; Saccharomycetales; Saccharomycetaceae. Bases 1 to 591 code for a protein of 196 amino acids.